AUGGAUCAGUCCUCAAAUUCAAUCUUCGGAGACAAUAAGUCAAGUCCAAACUCGACUGUACAAGAACAAGUCAAUAGUUCGAAUAAAAAAAAUGAAAAUCUUUCAACAACAGCUGUAUACACUUCUAUAGACGGUAAAAAAUUCGAAUUGCGUGAACUAGAGAACAGCCUGAAAUCUACUUUAGAAAAAUGCAAAAUCAAAGAUAUGACACAUUUAGCAGAAAGAAUGAAGCGAACAGAAGAACGAAUUGAGCAGUAUGAAGACGAGAGUAGAAAUGAGGAAGCUGAGAACGAAAGAAGAUAUCAUAAUGAGUUAAAACAAUUGCAAGUACUUAACGAAGAAAUAGCUUUGAAAACUGCUGUAUUUCUUUCGAAAACUAUUGACAAAUUGGAUUUGAGUGAAUUAGAAAAUAGAUUGAAAUAUGGUUUAGAAAAAUGUAAAAUUAAAGAUUUAGCAGAAGUGACUGAAAGAAUAAAACGAACAGAAAAGCGCAUUGAACAGUAUGAGGAUGAGGGUAGAACGGAUAAAGCUGAACAAGAAAUGGAUUAUUUGCGUGACUUGGAACAAUUACAAAGAAUAACGGAGGAGAUAGUUUUACGCAAAUCAACACAGACUACUUCGAAUAAUGAUGAUGAAUUGAAUCAGAAGAUGUGCGUAGAAGAAAUAGUAGAAAAUUUGGACCAGAGGAGAACGUUCCAUGUACAAGAAAAUAAGCGAGCGGAUCAGAAGAAAUUGUUUGAUGAUUUGGCCCAUAUGCCUUGUUGUGCGGAGAAAACUGCUGUUGAACUUUUGGCAUAUUUUCAACAGAGACUACUCGAAGAUCGUAUAAUUGAAAAAACACCCGAUUCAAUCACUCUCAAAUUAGAAAAAUUGCAAGAUCAAGUUCAAAGAGAAGAAUUAUUUUCCGAGCAAAUUAAAACUUAUUUUCAAGAUUUAAAUCGAACUAUACAUAACGAAGAUUAUUCAUCUACGAUGCAUAUAUUAAGCAAGCUCUUAAAGAAAAUCCAACCUUUAGAUCUACAAGAAUUACAAAGACUCAUCGAAAAGACGAAAAAGGCAGCAGCUUUAAUCAGUGAUAAAGACAUUAUUCUGUUAGUAGGUAUUACUGGUAGUGGAAAAUCGACGACAAUUCAGUUUCUCACCGGUGCUAAGAUGAAAGACACCCUGAUAGAAAUAGCCCCUGGAAAAUUCUUAGAACAUAUAACAAUAGAUGGUCCUGUCAAGAAUGUUGGAUUAAACAGUGUGACAAGUAGUCCGCUGAGCAAGUCCGAAACUCGAUAUAUUGUACCGGUUACAGUGCAAUUACAGGACAUUUUCGGUCAGUAUGAGACCGGAGAGAUUAUUCUAUGUGAUGCGCCAGGUUUUGGUGAUACAGCGGGCCCAGAAGUCGAUAUUGCUAAUAGCGUCGGAGUUAUCGACGCUCUCAAGAAUUGUAAGAGUGUAAAGAUACUUGCUCUAUCAAGCUAUAGAAGUUUAGGCGAUCGAGGACAAGGUAUUCAAAAAUUAGCACAUCUUUUGAUCAAUAUGAUUCAUGGUAUUGAAGAUAGACUUUAUGGUAUUUGUUAUGCAUUUACAAAAUAUCCUUUAACAACGGAUAUUAAUGCAUUGUUAGUAGAUAUUAAAAAUUCAAAAUUAGAUGUAGAUCCUAUUUUACGAUCCGAUAGGGCUUUUGUAGCUGUAUUAACAGAUAUGAUUGAUAAAACUAAACAUGAUGCUGAAAAAAUUGACCCCAUUCAUGGUAAUCCAAAAAGUUUAAUUAAAAAACUCAAGUAUUUACACGGUAUUUACUAUCCAGGAGAAGUUUUUCGAUUUUCAAUGAGUGACGAAACACAAAAUACGAUUUUAGAUCAGAUACAAAAAUACAAAUUGAGUAUUAUGUGUGCAUUAAAAUGCAAAAACACAGACCUUGUCAUGUAUUAUUUGAAGAAUUUCAAAGUCUUAAAUGAUUUGAUCCAGCAAAAUUCUGUUCGAGAUGCAUAUGAAGAUUCGAUACAUUUUCUAAGCGAGAAUAUUGAGCAGUAUUGUACAGAUGUGAUGAGAAAAUUCAAUCGUACUGUAGCUAGUCAAGAUGGAUUGACAGAUGAAGACAUUCGAGAGUACAAAACUGCUUAUGAUUAUAUCCAACAGAUUCAAAGUUUAAGAGAACAUUUAGGAUCGAAAUUAGUAUCCGCUGAAAUAUUGAUCGAAAAUAUUCUUUCUGAAUUCGAGAAAAGAAAUUUUAUGCUGAAAGAACAAGCUUUAUACAGUUCUUCGAUCAGAAUAUAUUUGAAUAAUUUUCAUCUACUUCAAAAUUCUUUUAAACAACUUGAAUCGUAUUACAUAAAAGCAUGUAAAGAUUUUGCCGAGCGUUUUGAAUCUACACUGAUACAAUCCGUACCCGAACUGAUUUCAACAAAUGAAUUUAAACAAAUAGCUGAAAGAAUUUUUGUCAUAUCAAAAUGUUUACCCGUUUUAAAUCAUCAUUUCAAUGGAAAAGUCGAGAAAAACUAUCAUGACAUUGUCAAAUUAAUUUUACAACAUUUGAAUAGUUUUUCUGAAAAAGCCAAUUCUCUUUUGAUGAAAAUCACAUUAAGUAAUAGUGAUAUAGAAAUUCUUCAAAACUAUAUGAUCUUAUUAAAAACAGCUAAAGAAACACCUUCACUUCAAGAUCAAAUUUCUAAAUACAUAGAAAUCAUGAAAUUAAAAGAUAAUAUUUCUGUUCAAACCAUAAGAGAUUUAAAUAAAAUCUAUGAUGAAUUUAUUAUAAAAAUUAUCAAAUAUUUUGAUGAGAUAAAUUUAAGAACUAAGGAGCUUUUUGAAAAAAAUGGGAAGCAUGCACUUGAAGAUGUCGAACGAUUAGUUAUUCAAAUGGAAAUGAUCCGUACACUACCCGAAAUUGAAUCGAAAACUGCUCGAACAUUUUAUCAUAGUAUACAAAAUAUACGUGGAUAUAUGCAACAAUGGCAAAGAGAUGCCGAAUUGCUUCUUGAUCAUCAAUCAGAAGUGAUCAAUUUUGGACCUCUAAAAAGAUCAUUAUUACGUUUGAAAAAGACCGAAUGGAUCGACCGUAUUUGUCCGGGUACUUAUGAUUCAAUGAUGCGUCAUAUUCGAGAAGAAUUAGAAGAACAUGCUGAUCAGUUAGAACAUCGUUUGAAAAAAUUGGAUUUUAGUUUAAAAUGUCCACAAAAUAUUCGUUUAGUACAGGAGAUUGUUGAAAAAAUCGAUGCAAUGCAAGUUUUAGAGCAAAACAUUCCGGCGUUGAAAAAAUAUCGAGAUCGGAUAAAUCAACACUUUCUUCAAGUCACAAAGGAAGCUUUCGAUCAUAUUAAAAAAACUUUCAAUUUAUCAGACAAAAUUCUAGAUCAUCUUAAACAAGAAUUGAUCAAAUUAGAACAAAUCAAAAACGAAUAUGAUCACUUGUGUCCAGCUCGUGUUUAUUUACGAAAAUUUGGAUAUUCAGAUAUCAAUGUAUUGCAUCAGGAUAUUGAAAAUUUAAGAAUUCGACAAUAUGCAGAUCUAGAAGAAGCAGAAAAUGAAAAACGUCGAAUGGAAUCUCAAUUGAAUGAUUUCAAUAUAAUUAUUCGACAUUAUACACUUUUGACUUCAUCAAGAAUAAAUCUAGGAAUUUUGAAUAGAUUGGUUGCCAAAGUAGCAAUAGGAAUUCAGAAACUUGAAACUCAGCCGAAUGAAUAUUUAAAACAAAAGGGAUACGCAAACAUUGAAAUCUUCAACAAAACCAUGACACAAGUUCAGGAAAAUUACGAUAAACUAUUACGAUUGAUUGAAAAUAAGCGUACCGAUUUUCAUAAUACUUUAAAUCGCCUUGAAUCAAUCAACAACGAAUAUGUUUCGUUAUUAAAUUCAAGUAAUUUGAUUUCUUCUCAAGAAAUUGAUUUUCUACAUGAGAAAGAACAAAUCAGUUAUGAAUUACUUGAAGAAACUAUUCAAGAAAAAAAGAAAAUUCUUAUUGAAUAUGAGAACUAUAAGCAAAUAUAUUAUUUUAGUAACAAACUAGAAGGUCUUGUAGCAAAUAAUGCAUUAAUAUACAUAAGUAACUGCGAAAAAGUAGAACAUCAUCCUGUCAAAAAAAUAGCAGCAGAUGCGAAUGAGUUUUUGAGAAAGUAUAUAAGAGAGUAUGGUUAUUUUCUGAACAAAGAAAUAGAACGAAAUUUUAAGCACAUAACUAAUACUGAUGAAGUUGAUCGAAAUCGAUAUUCAGAAAAAUUAGAAAUUUGUUUUCAAGAAUUAUCUUCUCUCGAUAAAUAUGCACUUAUUUUCGAAUGUCUACAUGGAGCUAAGAAAAUAGAAGAUUGGCAUCGACAAUUUUUUAAUUAUCAUCGUUUUCUUGGUAAUAAAAUGGAAGAAUAUAAAAUUUCUGGUAGCAAUGAAGAAUUCAAAAAUCUGUUAAGUAUUGCUCAAGCUUUGGGCUGUAUAGAUCGUUUCUGUACAAUUAUAUUAGCAGAUAAUGGAUUUCAUGCUUUACAUAGACAGCAUCAAAUUGAGAUUGCUAGAAUGUCUCGAGAAGCUUAUAAUAUGGUAAUCGAUUAUAUAAUGAAGGGAAAAUAUGCAAAUGCAGAUCUAGCGCUAUCGGAUAUUAUUGAAAAUUCAUCCAAUUCGAAAUAUUUGACUCAGAUAAAACAUGAUUUACAAUGUUCUUUAAGUAAAAUGAUGAAAAAUACUCAAACUUGGGCACAUUCACUUGAUGGAAAAAUCGAACGAGACGAAGAUAAUCGAAAUAAAAUCAGAGAAAUCAAUGAAAAUAUUGAAAAAAUUCGAAUUGUUCUAAAUCGGCAUCGUAUUAUGAAAUUGAUGGAUGAACAAAUGAAAAAAGAUAUUCAAAAUUUUGAGAAUGAAAUCAAUCAAAUUUUAUCGAAAGCUAUUUUGAAUGGACUUCAAUCUAUUGAAUUAUUUAUCAAUAUAAAUCAUUUUCUUGAAGCUGAACAAUAUAUGAAAAAUCUUCUACGUUUACAACGUGAAUUAGCCGAUUAUUAUACAUCGAAACUCGUAGAAAACAAAACAGAAGAAUUAAAAACAAGAUUAAAUACUCUAGCUAAUGAUAUCUUGCAACUUUAUGAUUUUGAAGAUAUUAACAAUUAUGCGAAAAAUCCACCUAGAGAUCUUUUAGAUCUAUUAAAGAAGGCUAGUUCAGGUGGUUAUGCUAGAUAUGCACAAGCUUAUAGUUCUUUAAUGGAAAGAAUUCGAGUAAAUUUUAGUCUAGCUAUAGAUAAAGUGUGUGAUAAUUCUACGAGGGACCGUUCUGCAAAAAUACGAUCAAUCAAACAUGCUUUUUACUUUUUACCAGAUGAACUAAAAACAGUAUUUCAAUUGCAAAUAGAUCAAUUGAAUCAGUUGAAUACCAAUCAACAGCAAUUGAUAGAAUUUGAUUAG
Messenger RNA from Rotaria sp. Silwood2, 5367 nucleotides. The record is from the annotation of a GenBank genome assembly. NCBI's taxonomy places the organism in Eukaryota, Metazoa, Rotifera, Eurotatoria, Philodinida, Philodinidae.